Impatiens glandulifera is the source of this 1214-nucleotide messenger RNA. Its product is annotated as probable phytol kinase 1, chloroplastic. The transcript is spliced from 6 exons. Gene Ontology annotation, molecular function: phytol kinase activity. Gene Ontology annotation, biological process: vitamin E biosynthetic process. The record is from RefSeq and is a predicted model, not a curated record. Bases 49 to 1026 code for a protein of 325 amino acids. Gene Ontology annotation, cellular component: chloroplast. NCBI's taxonomy places the organism in Eukaryota, Viridiplantae, Streptophyta, Magnoliopsida, Ericales, Balsaminaceae.
CAACGGCAGACGCAUCUAUAGCCGCCUUAGAGAGAGAAAGAGCAGAAAAUGAUGAUAUCAGCUACUCUCUCUACAGUAGCGUCAAGAAAUGUUGCCGUAAUUUGCUUAACCGCCAAAUCCAGUCUCACUAGAAUUGAUCGCAUAGCACCUCUGUAUGAUUUCAAUCCAAUUCACGAACGAACGAGCUUGAAAACCGCUUUGUGCCGGCAGUUUCCUCACCGUCUCAACUGGCACCGUGUCAGGGAUUCCAAAUUAAGGUCAUCCUCUGUUUCUGUGCUCGCCGCAGUUGGAAAUAGUGGAGAUAUCCUUCACGACGUCGGCGCGACUGCACUGGUAAUGGCAGGCGCAUAUGCUUUGGUCUUCGUCUUUGAUUAUCUCACUCAGCGCUCUUUCAUCGAACAAAACUUGAGCAGGAAACUGGUUCACAUAUUAUCAGGAUUGCUUUUCAUGUUUUCCUGGCCAAUAUUCAGCACUGCAACAGAAGCUCGAUAUUUCGCAUCUCUAGUUCCACUUGCAAAUUGCUUAAGGCUUGUUUUUUAUGGCCUUUCCCUUUCAAAUGAUGAACGCCUGAUAAAAUCUGUUACUCGCGAAGGAAAAGCAGAAGAAUUACUAAGAGGUCCUCUAUACUAUGUUCUUGUACUUAUAGCUUGUGGUGUAAUCUUCUGGCGCGAUUCACCGAUUGGAGUGAUCUCCUUAGCCAUGAUGUGUGGUGGUGACGGCAUUGCUGAUAUAAUAGGAAGAAGAUUUGGGUCAUUGAAGCUUCCUUAUAACAGAAACAAGAGCUUGGCUGGGAGCAUGUCAAUGUUUGUCUUCGGUUUCCUAGUUUCCAUAGGGAUGUUGUUCUACUUCUCUUCUAUCAUCGGGUACUUUGAGUUGGAUUGGAUUGGGACAAUCGAAAAAGUUGCCCUGAUUUCUUUGGUUGCGACGAUUGUGGAAUCUCUUCCAACAGCUGGAAGAAUAGAUGACAAUAUAUCUGUUCCACUGUCAAGUAUGCUCAUAGGGAUGAUGUGCUUUAAAGGUAUUUAGCUAAAUCUCAUCUCUCAUAUAAAUGUUUUAUUGUUGUUGUUGUUAUAUAUGAUGCACAUUUUGUUUAUACUUAUUGUUGAGCUUUGGUUUAUGACUGAAAGUCUGAAACACAAAGAAGCAUUUAUUAGCUUAUAUAAAAAGCAGCUCAUCUUACACCAUAAAUAUUAGCCUUCACAGUUUUAAACAUA